Messenger RNA from Topomyia yanbarensis, 8589 nucleotides. It is a transcript of the gene unc79, whose product is annotated as protein unc-79 homolog. NCBI's taxonomy places the organism in Eukaryota, Metazoa, Arthropoda, Insecta, Diptera, Culicidae. The record is from RefSeq and is a predicted model, not a curated record. Gene Ontology annotation, molecular function: protein binding. The transcript has 28 exons. Bases 288 to 8480 code for a protein of 2730 amino acids.
UUUUUCAUUUAAUCAGUCACUCUGCUAGUUGAAAGUAUAUCGUCUCCCAUUGGCAUCUAUUUCUAUCAAAAGAUUUGUGUUUGUGCUGGCAGUCUUUUGUAAAUCAUUGUUGCUUACAAUAAUUAAAAUAAUACAAAAUCCAAAAAUUACAAAAUUGUAUAUAUCGAACGUGUUUGAUUGAAUGCAAAAAUUUAUGCUAUAAUCGGGGUAUAUCCAGUGUCCAGUGAAAUCGACAUGAACACUAAGUUUUAAAAACCAAAUAUCAAUCUUAAGACAACACGAAACAAAUGACGGGAAGUUUUAGAGUACAGCUCGUUAAUAUGGGCACAAGGGGAGCUGCAUUUCAAGCGAAAUUGCGAUGCUUGCAUGAGUAUCACGUACGACUUCUCAGUAACCAAAUUCCUGCACCAUCGGGAUCGGAUAUUGGAAACACAAUAAAAUAUUUCUCACAAACUUUGCUCACUGUUUUAAAAGAUGUACCAUGUUCACCGCUGGAAAUGAUCAAAGAUCCUACUCUAGAUCAAGCGCGGAUGUCCAGCUAUCCGAAUCUUGAAUAUCAAAACUUAUACAAUGCUCUUACUAUGCUUCUGGAUGUCGCUUCCAAUAUUCAAAACGGACUGAGUUUAUUUGGCAAAGCGUUUUUACAAAGCCUUGGCUGUAUUUUACCUUUUCUGGAUAAAGAUCUUAUUGAUAAUCUACCGUAUCUCACAGCCUCCAGUAUAUCCGUAUUACCUCCCUCCCUCCAUCAGGAUAUAAUAAACUAUCUAUGCUAUUACAUAUUACCAUUUACAAUAACACGUCAAAGCGAUGAUGACCAAGAGUGCCACGCUUGUCAAUCCGUGUGUGCCGUCAUCAUGCUUGUGUUCCAAUACACCAAUAACCCUGCGCAUCAUUGUCAAUUGCUUGAGUCCUUAAUGAGGCUGAAACCCAACGUUGUGAAAGACUUGCUUUGCGUGAUAGCCUACGGAACAUCGGCUAGUCGAGCAUCAGCUGCUAAAUUGUUAUUUUACUAUUGGCCUGCCUUUGACCCGAACUUGUUUGAUCGAAAAGGACUUUUGUGCAAGUUUACAAAUAAUUUGAUUCCAUUCGUUUGUCAACGUGAAUCAUGUCCAAAUGCUGGUAAUGCAGAAGCCGUAAAAGUGUGCUACAACCAUUGUAUAAGCAUACUAUACGCCGUUGACUCUCCGCCUCCACUGUAUCUAUGUAUUGAAUGUGCUAAUGAGAUACAUCGAGAUCAUCCAGACCUUUCAUUCGGAGAUAUUUUGCAUCCUAUGCAACAAGUAUCUAUGAUAUGUGAAAACAAGAACUGCCGAUCUUCUGAUAAGUCAGCAAUUUCAAUAUGCUUCUCUAGUGAAUGCGCUAGUUACAAUGGUAAUCACCCGAUAAGAUAUUGUGCACAAUGCCAUGGAAACCGCCACAAUAACAGACGUGGCAUAGAUCACAUUGUCCACCGUAGUCUACCACCUAUGAUGAUGAUGGAUGCUGAAAUGCAAACAUACAUGAUCGAGGCGGUUAUCAGCCUACUUAGGGAAGCUAAACCAUUGUAUUUAGAUUUUGGGCGAGAUUCGUCAAGUAAUUCUAAAGUUAAUGGUGCUAACGGUAAUCAAGACAUGCUUACACUUGAAGAUCGCCAGUUACUUGGCCGUUAUGGAAUAUGGUUACUGGUUGGAAGAUGUAAACCUACAGCGGAUACUCCAGUUGAGAUCCUUGGUCGUAUGUUAUCCAUGUUAUUUCAUUGGUUUCAUGUAACAGCAUAUUCAUACGACGGUCAAACAGAAAGCACGUUGGAAAAACUGAAACUCGAUCACGUUUGUGGAUGGCUGAAGGAUGUUUGCAAUAGCCAUUAUAAAGAAUUCAUUGACUGUCUAUUGCCUCAUCCACCAGAGUAUGCAAGGGUUGGCGGACAUUGGGAUUCUUUGGCAUCUCGAACAUCACAUUUAAAAGAAGGGUUACAACGAUUAAUUUGCCUCAUACCAUAUGAGAUCAUUACACAACAGAUUUGGGACACAGUUAUGCCCCACUGGAUGGAAGCAGUUACUAAUGACGUGCCCGAGAAAGAGCUGCCUGAAUUGAAAAUAGUACUCAGCAAGAUACUAGAUUCAGAAAUGUCCCCCUUAGGAUUUGAUGCAGAGGCCAUGUACAGCUUUGUAUCGAUUCGCUUCGAAAAGACAACUGCCAAAGUUCAGCAGCAAGCUUUGCACUGGUUACAAAAUUUGACUAAAUUGGAAAUUUUGGUCCCAUUACCGCAACUGUUUUCAAUGUUUGGUGACGGAGUUAGAAUUAUGAAGCAUGGAAUGCAAGUCGAGUUACACAAAGAUAGAGAUGGGAAAAGCAGUAGUAGCAGCACCAAAAUAUCCAAAGAGAGGGAUGCAGCAAUGCCACAUAGAAGUUCAAUUUCGCCGGUAGUAGAAGAUGAUUCAGGGAAUACAUCAGCUAUUUCGGAUGACGAAGCGCCUAUAUCCCGACACACGGAAUUUUCAAGCGAUGCUGAGCAUAAUUUAACAUGUUGCAUUCUUAUGUUGGAUAUACUACUAAAACAGAUGGAGUUACAAGAUAUAGAGCAGCAUAGUGGAAUUCACACAACAGUGUCGGAAAGCGUAUGUCGUCUUCUAAAAUGUAUGGUUACAGCUGCAAAAGUUGGUUUAGGUAAUCACAUUUGCUCAUCGAAGGAAUGCGGAUACUGCGAAGCAUCAGUGAUGUGGCAUCAAUUAUCAACAAAGCUUGUCCAAUACCUUGCACCACUAGAGGCAGUUCGCCAACCUGACCUUUCGUUGCUGGAAUUGAUUGAAGACGAAAAACCAUCUCGAAAAAGCCCACCAGAGCCGGAAAAAGAGAACAAAAACCGUGAAAAGGACGUUUCACUUUCUAUGGCUCCUUUACCCAUACCCCUUGGACCUUUAGUUGUACCUUCUAUUCUAGAUGAACUUGGAAAAAUUAUGAUAAUGGCAGGACCAGUCCCGGUAGCAGUUUCUCAACCAGAACCUCACUCGGUUGGUGGCGUAUUAGUGCAUAUGCCGCAUGUUUGUUCUAUAAUGACAGCUACUGUGGAGACUGUGAGCGAGCAACUAGAUUUGGCGACCAUCAUUCCAUCCGAAAGGAUCGUAACCGCAGUAGCAAGAUCGGUUACACUAUCAGAUGCAGACGUUGCAACUGCAACAGUACAAAUAGCGAGGCCUACUAUUGUAAGUGAAACAUGUGAAGGUUCCGAUGAAUCUGCAUAUCCCGAUGCGCAUAGCGACGACGACGGAAACAACUUCUGGCACACAUCAGUAGGAAAAUUCAAGUUUUCUAUUGAAAAUCUGCCGCAGUCAUUGCAAUACAUACAUCAGUUGUUGAAGGAAAUUCCCACGAUAGAGAAACCAGAUAUUUUAUAUUACACUCUGCAAUGCUUGAAGAUAAUGGUUUUGCAUGGAGAUGCUUUUUCUAAAGCAGCCCGGGAUGAUCGAGGAUUUUUUAUCUGGUGCCAAGAGAAUCUGUUAAUCAAAAAUUUAUGGGAGGUCUGCAACGCUGAGCAUUCCCAUAUAUGUGAAGUUGCGGUUCCAAUUUUACUACAUAGUAUAACAUUACCGCUAGGAUCAGAUGUGUUUUGGAAUGUGGUACAGGAAGCCUUUCGUGAUAGUGAUUGGCGAGUUAGAUUUCAAGCAGUUGAACGCGUGACAGUUAUAACCAGGUUCAUGGAUUCAACACCACUUCGUUCGGAGAUAAGCUUACAGGCCUCCCUUGCAACAGCAUUCUGCCAUCUUAUUGCCGCGUGUGAUGACAUGAAUGUUCACGUAGCGCAACGUGCAACGUUGUAUCUUGGAACUAUUCACGACAAAGCUAUUCAAGCACUGAUAUUUUGCUUGGAAUCCCAAUUUGAUAUGUUUAUCGUAGAUAGACCAGUUGUGCUGCAGUCAGUGUAUCAACUCCAUAAUAUGCUCUCUGAUCGAAAAGUGUUAACGUGGAACUUUUUUCUCAACCGCUUUGAUACACUUUUUGUAGAAGCCCAAAUAAACCUCGAGAAGAACGGUGAUAUUUCCCACCUACGUGAUUUACGCAACUCUGAAAAUGGCAGUGAAACAUUAUCAACCAAAAUUAAUAAGGCUAGAGAAGCCCUUAGUCAAUCGGAUACGUCAGGCAGCAUGUCUAAAACCUUAAGCGCGUCUUUUGGAACGAAGUGGCCAUACAAACGCACAAUGUCUGCUCCUGCGACCAUAAUUCCUAGACAAGAAUCAAAACUAGAUAAAGAAAAAGUGUACAACCGACAAGUAUCAGCCCCCAUAUUGAAAAGGAAGAGUUCCCGUUUCGGCUUAGAUGGACACAUACAUUCAAUCGGAGGACCGGGAGAUGAUUUUAAUCUAUCUGGAUGUUUAUACCGAAUUAUAGAUUUAGAAGAAUCCGACAAAGAAACAAUCCAUUUAUUGGUAUUUUUGCUCAUGCAAUUUAUGUCUCGGGCUGAUUUGGCAUACCCAACGGAUGAAAAACCAACGGUAAAACAACAGACCAUUGUCCUGAGACACCUAUACCUUCUUCUGGGGUAUAACCAAUCCGAAAAAAUAUUUCACAUUCCUCCUACUAGACUACGCUCAUCCGCUGUGUUUUACUCCUUUAUGGCGAAUUUACCUCAAGUCCUAGAUCAAAAUCAUCUAAUGGGUUGGCUUUUGCUACCUACUGUUUUACAAGUUCUGUUAUAUGCUCCCAAUCAAGGCAAUGGCCUAUUACAAUCAGGGACUGAGCCGAUCCCCAAUGUUGCAUUCAAUUUUUCUCUUUGGUACCUGGAAAACCAUGUUCGCCGUAACUGGAUGGUAUCGUUAUUGGUUAUACUGUACAAAUAUCAGUAUAACCAACCACCCUAUGCGGAUCAAAUCCAAAAUUUGGUUCGAAUAAUAAUUAAUUCAUUAGACUCACAUUUUCAUCAAUGUCGAAGAAUCCCAGCUACUGUAAUAAUGGAUAUGCCAACUACAAGAUCAAGAGAUAUGAGUCAGCCUUCAUUAGGGACCGAACAGGAUGAUAAGUUACAGGAGACCCCUCCUCCGAGCCCACUAUUCCCUUCCGAAGGCCCAUCUCACGCACAUGGGCAUUUAUCUAAGCACAAAACGACGAAAAUAAAUCCUUUGGGAUAUAGAAAAUAUCCCGAUUCAAGUUUGGAAGCUGACGAUACAGAAUCAGAAUUGGUUGCUAUCCCAGAGAGCGAUCUUUCUGAUAGUACUUUGCAAGGUAGCAGCGCACCGGGGUCAUUCGACGAUACUGUUCAUUUCGACGAUAUUUGUGCUCCAACAAACAAAUUAACGGCACAUGUCACAACAGCAAAUUUAGCAACCGCCCAAGUCGCAAUAUCCACAAUUACUACGAGUGACAAGGAUGACAAGGCAGAACUGUCAAAAAAACUACAUAAAUUUAUAUCUUCCACUAGUGGUAACGAUAAAAUUUUAGCGGACCCUGGUACGAGCGGCACAAGUAUGCAUAAAUUCCCUUCGACUACGUCGGCAGCAAAAUGUUCAGUACAAGAAGGUGUCAGAAUGAUGGUAACUUCAUCAAUGCUAGGCCAACCAAAAGCGCAAGCAAUAUUGAAUCCUCCAGCAAACGUCCAAAAAGCCGUAAUAGUCACUCAGAACUCCACUGUAGUUAUUACUAAAGCAAAGGAUACUACAAGUACCAAAACGUGUUUGAUGCAAUCCCAAAGCAAAGAUGUUGGAGAAACAUGUAAGCAGAACAAACCCAAACCAUUAACCACCAGUAAUGAACCGUCAUCGAACUGGUCCGAGCAAAGGACUUUGUCUCCUGCUCAAAAAACACUAGGACGACAAAAACGUGUUAUUGAGCCCAGUCUAACACCAGCUAGUACGCCAACUUCCUACAAUGGAACUCCUCAAAACACGGAAGAAGGUCUAAAGGUGUUUUAUAAAAGCCAGGAUAAACAAAUUGAAGGGAAAAACAAUUAUGCAUCACCAGAAACACCUCUCUCAAAAAUGGAUUUAAUGAUACCACCAACGACAGAAACAAAUGAAGAUCUAUUAAGCCCCAAAAGUAUAUCACAGCUGGAAAUACCCACACCAGAACGAUUAUUACCCAUAGGAUAUCUUGGAAAAGAGAGUAUUUCAGCACUAGUUGAUAAAGUACGAGAAGCAUUGUCUAUCCCUGAUAUCAGUCAUUUGAAACAUAAUAGUUUUGAUAAACCUGAACAGAGUGUUGGUAGCAAUAAAGAGGAAAUUACAAUGAAUAGCCGAGUAACUUCGCCUAGAAAAUUAAUAAAACAAGUAGCCCUAGAGUCGCCACCACAAACAGACGAAAUACAUAGCACAGUUAAAAGAAGUUUAUCUGCUGAUAUGAAACCAGAAAACGUUUGCCAAAAUGGCACAACCAGGACAUCUAGACAACGGUUUCGGAAAGUAGGUCCAUUUGCUAUCGGUUCAAUUAGCUCAACCGAUGGUAAGUUUCGAUAUGCCGGAUCAUGGGCACCCAGCUACAAGGACGAAUCGGACGGAGAAGAUACUCAAUACGGAAGUAACGCUAGUUCCAAUAAACCGAGUGCAUCAAGAGUGGGCGAUGAGUGCGUAUGCGAAAGAUGUGCUGAAUGCGGUGCCAUUAAGGAGGAAUACACAGAUGAAGAGAUGGGAAUUAUGUUGAUAAUUGUGGGUACAUUCAUACAUCGAGAGCCCGCCUUGGCUGCGCCGUUCUUGCCUGAAAUAUUAGCAACUGUCUCUAGAGUUGCCCUACAUUCAACGUUUCCAUGGCAAUGCGAAAGUACCACUCAUUUACCAGGCGGAUCACAAUCAGUAGCCCACCAAUUUAUCCGGUGCGUCUUGCACCAGCUGGCACCAAACGGUGUAUUUUAUCAAAUAUUUCUCACACAAGCAAAUGAAACUGUUCGUAAAAAGUUCUACAAAAGUGUUACUACAAGUUUAACGGAUUUUACUGAACUAAAUCCUACAAGUCCAAUUCAGCUGUUGGUGGAAACAUUAAAUUCCAAGAAAACUCUUCCAGUAGAUUUGCUUCCAGUAAUUUUGCGCAAUUUAUCUGAGUAUCUUCAGUGUGUGUCUAUUGAUAGUAUCAGUGGUAAUAUAUGGUCUACGGUUGUACAAGGAAUUGAUAAUCUUUUUCGCCGAAUUGUGUUAAUUCUUCCGAGCUUGGAUGAAGCAGAUAACUUACUACAUAUAAUAUCAUCUAUUUUAAAAGUACCCCAAUUAUCAAAGAAUGUGCUAGAGCCGUUUUCAAAAAUUUUGAGUUAUGGAAUUCAGAAUCUCACAUUGACUCACAAAGUAUUGGUAGACUUAUGUCAUUUGAAUAGUCGAGCAUUUUCCAAAGAGCGUGAUAAGCUACAGCUGUGCAGACAGAUGGUGUUUGAACUGGUGCAAGCUCUCAAGUUCAAGACCAAUAUCCCCGAUAAUAAUUUAUUACUCCUGGUUGGCAUUUUACUACAAGAUGUUGGAGGAGCCAUGCCACCUGGUAUUAUUGAAGAUUUACCCGAAACAGCUCCACCAUUUUCUUGCAGUGUAGCAGAUUGCAUGCGACAAACAUAUUUGAAUGAUAUUUUGGAAUUUCUAGCUGAUUUUCAUACUCUUAGUAAAGUAAAGUUUCUCUUCACUUUACCACAGAAUUUUAAAAAUGGUGGUAUUACAUCGGGAUUGAGCGAGGACACGCUGGGUGGAGUACUAAAGGGUGCAGUUGCGCAAUAUUUGGCAUUGGAAAUGUCUCGUGGAAAUUCUAGAGACAACCGCGCAGUUUCACGAUACCUUCCGUGGUUGAACAACGCGCCAUCUUCUUUGCAACAAGGCCCGAAGGAAUUUACUGAUUGUGUUGGCCAUAUGCGAUUAUUGUCAUGGUUACUGAUGGGUUCUUUAACGCACAGCGCUUUGAUGGGUAAACGUGGUGGUCCAAUCGGACAGCACGGAGCAGCAGUUCACUACCAUCUUCAACACCCAGUAAACACUGUUUCACAACCCGUGCCACAGGAAUCAAGCUGCCAUAUUGCCGACCACAUUCAAGUCAUAUUUGCUGGAUUCGCCGAGCAAUCGAAGACUUCUGUUCUACAUAUGACAUCACUUUUUCAUGCUUUCACACUAUGUCAAUUGUGGACAGUGUAUUUAGAACAAACUGCGUGUGCUGCAGCACCAUCGACUGAAUCGCACAAUAUUACAAUGGGUAUAUUAUUUGAAUUUUGGGCAAAAGUCACGCCCUGCAUACUGCAGUUGGUUUCACAUUCAAAGCUCUCCGAAAAUGUGAACCUGCAUUUCCUUAGUUUGCUGGAGGCCCUGAAGGAGACUCGUUCUACGAUAUUAGCUAAACUGCUACCACUGUGGACGCCAGUACUCUCUUCUAACACUCAGCUGUCUGGUACGCUACAUGUGCGCCUGCAAAACUGUCGUGAUGCUGUACCAAAUGCAACCGACCAGGAUUUGCUUACAUCUGAGACGCUACUUAAAUGGCUUCAACGAUUGCAGUUUAAAAUGGGUCAAAUUGAACUGCAAUCCUCUACCGCAACACAGUUCUACUCCAUAUAAUCUGCACACUUUAGUUAAAUAAUAACAAGUUAAGUGGUGAACAUUAGUUAAAUAACUAUUCGAAAUUGUAUUUGAAUGAUCAAACCAAUAAACAUAUGCUACCUAUUCA